AAAACCUUAGAUUAGUAGAUUGUCAAGAGUUGAUGAUCUUUAGUUAGUAAUUUAAUGACUACAAGAUAUUUUAGAACACAACAAUGCCAAAAAAUUACGCGCUCUCAUUAAGCAGCAGUACAUACAAAAAUCAUAUAUUUGAAGGAUUUUCCCGCUUGCAACAGAAUGACGAGUUUGUUGAUAUGACUUUGGCAGCUGAAGGGCACUGGGUAAAAGUCCACCGGACACUUGUAGCCCUUGCAAGCCCGUACUUCAGAGAAUUGCUUCAGAGUUUGCCUUGUCAGCACCCUGUCAUGUAUCUGUAUGGCGUCAGUCAUGAAGCGUUAGGGUUUAUUUUGGAGUAUAUUUAUACAGGUCAAGUAGAAAUACCGCCAGAAAAAGUGCAAUCAUUUCUCCACACAGUCAGAGAUAUGCAGAUUGCAGGCUUAAAGAAUGUUGUACCACCUGAUGAAAAUGAAGCACCAAGACAACUAAAGCAAAAUAAACAUGUAUUUCUCAAUACUAGGCAACCAUUCUCUGCUGCGGGAAUGUAUAAUACAACAAACAAUGAAAACAACACAAAUUUUCAAUUAAAGGUUCCCUCCAUUGUUAUACCUGAAACUAGAAAUGAGAUUGAAGGAAAUAAUAAAUCAUUGUUCUUUAUGAAAAGUACACCAAUGCCAUUGGAGGGAAGUAAUGUAUUUCAAGGUACCAGAAAUAUCAAUGCUGCAAUGCCUAGUGAGCCAAUCAAUCAAAAUUUGGUUGAAUUUACAGCAACCAAUACUGAUAUGGAUCAUAAGCUCAUACCAAUUCAAGAUACCAGAAAUAUGAAUGUGCCUAGUGACACUAUAAAUAUAAAUUUGGAUGAAUAUGCAGCAACCAGUACUGAUAUGAAUAAAAAGCCACAAAGUAAUGAAUUAAAAACUAUCAGAAAUAGUAAUGCACCCAACAAGAUGAUCAAUAUCACUAUGGAUGAAUCAGCAGUAACCAAUGAUGAUACUAACAAAGAUUUGAGAAGUAAUGAAUUACUAAAUGUCAGAAAUAUAAAUGCAUACAAUGAUAUGAUCAAUUUAACUUUGGAUGAACCUGAGAAAAGUAACAAUAAUAUUAACCAAAAGCUAAAAAGUAAUGAUUUUUCUAAUAUCAGAAAUAUAGACACAUCUGGUAUCAAUAUGAGAUUGGAUGAAUCUGCAGCAAUCUAUGACAAUAUUGAUCAAGCACAGAUAAGUGACGAGUUUCAAAGCAUAAGUAAUAUAAAUGUACCUGGUCAAACAAUCAAUAUAACUCUGAAUGAAUGUGCAAACAAUGAUAAUAUUGAUAAUGUUAGCCAAAAGCCAGUUGCUAAAAUUGAAAUACUUAGCUCUACUGUCAUUAAAAGCAAAUGUAGCAAUGCAGGUGUGAACUUGACGGGGCAAGGGCAGUUGCCAGAGAUAUAUGCCCAAGCUUUAGCAAAUAUCAACAAUCAGAACACUUCAAAUCAUCACGAAACUAACACACAAAAUGUUAAGUGUGCCAGUAGAAGCUUAAUGGACAUCAGUCAAUUAUUAGAUUUUAAAGAUGAUGUUUCCAUGGAUGUGGAUAAUCAACCUGAUUCGUUGGAGACACCAGCUUCAAGCAGAAAUGUUGAAGAGAUGGGCUAUUCAAGUAAUAUGGAAGAAAAUGAUGAAAUGGGUCAACAAAUUACAGAUACAGACACAUUACUAUACACGGUAUCAAAUCGGGGCGCGUUGCAGUUAAUACUGAACCGUUUUAUAUUCUGCUGCCACUACCAGCGAGACAAUGGCCACAAAAGGCGGUGGCGGUGUAUAGAAUACAGAGAUAAAAGAUGUGGCGCUGCGAUUGACACAAUUGGCGAACAGGUUGUGGCAAGAAAGCACAAACAUUGCCAUCCUAAUCACGAAGAAAAAAUCGGGAAAAAAAUGGCACGUAAAGAUGUGAAAAUUUUUACGACUAUACAGAUGGCGCAAGAUGUUAUGAAACAAAAAAGUAAGACUUCGUAACUUUUUACCCUCGCGAAAGAAGUGUUCUAUUAAGAAACCUGACGGUCUAGCAUGAGUU
Messenger RNA from Cydia splendana, 2037 nucleotides. RefSeq lists its product as uncharacterized. Bases 84 to 1979 code for a protein of 631 amino acids. Gene Ontology annotation, biological process: regulation of transcription by RNA polymerase II. The record is from RefSeq and is a predicted model, not a curated record. The transcript has 7 exons. Gene Ontology annotation, molecular function: protein binding. Lineage: Eukaryota; Metazoa; Arthropoda; Insecta; Lepidoptera; Tortricidae. Gene Ontology annotation, cellular component: nucleus.